GUUAGCCAUUCUUAUUUGACAUUUGGGAAACGCGGAAAUCGUGAUAUUUUUAUUAUGGAUAAUUGUAUGGUUUGAGUGAAAUUUGUUAAACACUUUAUAACUAAUAAGUGCUAAAAUAAAAUAAAUAUAUGAAAUUAUUAUCUGGUUAGCGGGUGAAAAUAUCAAACUUUUAGUUGUGCUAGUUACCUUUUCGUACAAACCCACUAAGAACCUACGCUUCAUAAACGUUUUGUGCAGACUUUUGGUACUCGGAAUAAAAAAUGGAUUCUGAUUUAUAUGAUGAAUUUGGUAACUAUAUUGGACCGGAACUGGAUAGCGAUGAAGAUGACGACCAAAGUAUUUACGGACAGCAAGACGCGCCGGAUGACCAAGAUGAGGACGCCAUGGAUGAAGAGGAAGAACACCAAGACGACGAAGAUAAGGAAGUAACUGCCGUUGUUCUGCACGAAGAUAAACGUUACUACCCCACUGCGAUAGAAGUGUACGGACCUGACGUGGAAACCAUUGUGCAAGAGGAAGAUGCACAACCGCUGGAUAAGCCACUUAUUGAACCUAUUAAAAAGCUCAAAUUUCAAAUAAAGGAGCAAGAGCUUCCAGAAACCACCUACGAUAUGGAAUUUAUGGCAGAUCUAAUGGAUACACCACCCCUUAUACGUAACGUGGCACUAGUCGGUCAUUUGCAUCAUGGCAAAACCACAUUUGUAGACUGUUUGAUACGUCAGACACACCCGCAAUUUGAGCAAGCAGAGGAGCGCACACUACGAUAUACGGAUACCCUCUUCACUGAGCAAGAGCGAGGUUGCAGUAUCAAAGCAACACCGGUUACGUUAGUUCUACAGGACGUCAAACAAAAAAGCUUUUUAAUGAAUGUUUUCGAUACGCCUGGUCAUGUUAAUUUCUCUGAUGAAGUGACAGCAGCCAUGCGUAUGUGUGAUGGUAUUGUAUUGUUUGUAGAUGCAGCGGAAGGUGUAAUGUUAAAUACGGAACGUUUACUCAAGCAUGCGGUACAGGAAAAAAUGGCUAUUACAGUAUGCAUUAAUAAGAUUGAUCGUUUAGUAUUGGAGUUGAAACUUCCACCCCAAGAUGCCUAUUUCAAACUAAAGCAUAUUGUUGAAGAAAUUAAUGCUUUAUUGAGCACUUAUGGCAAUGGUAACGAUAACUUAUUAGUAUCACCGGCCUUGGGUAAUGUUUGCUUCGCAAGUUCCCUGUACGGCUUUUGCUUCACCUUGAAAUCUUUUGCCAAACUUUAUGCGGAUACCUACGAUGGUGUUAACUACAUAGAAUUUGCUAAACGUUUGUGGGGCGAUAUGUACUUCCACAGCAAAUCACGAAAAUUCACAAAAAAGCCACCACAUAACUCUGCACAGCGUAGCUUCGUUGAAUUCAUUUUAGAACCCAUGUAUAAGGUCAUCGCCCAAGUAGUUGGUGACGUUGAUACUACACUUUCUGAUACUCUGGCUGAACUGAAUGUGCGAAUCACCAAAGAAGAAAUGAAAUCGAAUAUACGCCCACUUCUACGUCUUGUGUGCAAUCGCUUUAUGGGCGAUUUUAAUGGUUUUGUUGGUAUGUGCGUGGAGCAUAUCAGUUCACCACUGGAUAAUGCUAAACGCAAAGUAGAUCAUAUUUACACAGGACCUAAGGAAGGUGACAUUUACAAAGAUAUGACCGAGUGUAAUCAGAGUGGCACACUUAUGGUGCACAGCGCCAAGAUGUACCCCACAGACGAUUGCACUUUUUUCCAGGUGAUGGCGCGUGUCCUUUCGGGAACGCUGCAUGCCGGUCAAGAAGUGCGUGUACUAGGUGAAAAUUACACACUGCAGGAUGAAGAAGAUUCACGUGUCUUACAAGUGGGUCGUUUAUGGGUAUAUGAAGCUCGUUACAAAGUGGAACUAAAUCGUGUACCGGCCGGUAAUUGGGUACUAAUUGAGGGUAUCGAUCAAUGCAUAGUAAAAACAUCUACGAUUGUCGAUAUAAAUGCGCCUGAAGAUUUAUAUAUUUUCCGCCCAUUGAAGUUCAAUACACAAAGCAUUAUUAAAAUUGCGGUUGAACCGGUAAACCCUUCAGAACUGCCAAAGAUGUUGGAUGGCUUACGUAAAGCAAAUAAAUCAUAUCCGUUGCUCUCCACACGCGUUGAAGAGUCUGGUGAACAUGUUAUUUUGGGCACAGGUGAACUAUACCUGGAUUGUGUUAUGCACGAUUUACGUAAAAUGUAUUCUGAAAUCGACAUAAAAGUAGCUGACCCCGUGGUGGCAUUCUGCGAAACCGUAGUAGAAACAAGUUCAUUGAAAUGUUUUGCCGAAACUCCCAAUAAAAAGAACAAGAUUACAAUGAUUUCUGAGCCACUGGAGAAAGGGCUGGCAGAGGAUAUUGAAAAUGAAGUAGUCUCAAUUAACUGGAACAAAAAGCGGCUUGGUGAGUUCUUUCAAGUCAACUACGAUUGGGAUCUGUUGGCAGCUCGCUCAAUUUGGGCUUUUGGGCCAGAUGCAACUGGACCAAAUAUUUUAGUUGACGAUACACUCCCUUCAGAAGUAGAUAAGAACCUUUUGACUUCAGUGAAAGACUCAAUAGUGCAAGGUUUUCAGUGGGGCACGCGCGAAGGACCACUUUGUGAGGAACCAAUACGUAAUGUUAAAUUUAAAAUUUUAGAUGCUGUAAUAGCUGGUGAAGCACUGCACCGUGGUGGCGGUCAAGUUAUACCCACAGCACGAAGGGUUGCCUACUCGGCAUUCCUUAUGGCUACACCGCGUUUAAUGGAGCCAUAUUUGUUCGUAGAAGUGCAAGCGCCGGCUGACUGCGUAUCGGCUGUGUACACGGUAUUGGCGCGAAGAAGAGGUCAUGUGACACAGGAUGCACCGGUCUCGGGUUCACCUUUAUACAUCAUAAAAGCAUUCAUUCCUGCCAUAGAUUCGUUUGGCUUCGAAACCGAUUUGCGUACACAUACACAAGGUCAAGCAUUUUGUUUGUCAGUGUUUCAUCACUGGCAGAUUGUGCCUGGCGAUCCAUUGGAUAAAUCCAUCGUAAUAAGACCGCUGGAACCGCAGCAAGCAUCACACCUAGCGCGCGAAUUUAUGAUUAAGACAAGACGUCGUAAGGGUCUGUCAGAAGAUGUUUCUAUUAAUAAAUUCUUUGAUGAUCCUAUGUUGCUAGAGUUAGCGCGGCAAGAUGUGUUGCUCAAUUAUCCGCUAUAAGUUAAAAAUAUGCAUGGAACUUAAAAUAAAAAGUUACUAUAAAAGUU
Rhagoletis zephyria (snowberry fruit fly) is the source of this 3235-nucleotide messenger RNA. RefSeq names its product 116 kDa U5 small nuclear ribonucleoprotein component. Gene Ontology annotation, molecular function: U5 snRNA binding; GTPase activity; GTP binding. Lineage: Eukaryota; Metazoa; Arthropoda; Insecta; Diptera; Tephritidae. Gene Ontology annotation, cellular component: cytosol; U2-type catalytic step 2 spliceosome; U4/U6 x U5 tri-snRNP complex. The record is from RefSeq and is a predicted model, not a curated record. Gene Ontology annotation, biological process: mRNA splicing, via spliceosome.